UAUUGGAGUUCACUCGAAUGGAAGUUUAAGGGGCCUACGGUACUUAAGUCUUUGCAUGUAAUAUAGGCCUGAACUUAGCAGGAUUAUAUAUCUCCAACAAUUUGCUCCAGCAAUGAUCUGAUGAUGACCACAUCCGAAUUAGCAUCCACAGAAACAGGCUAUGACAUCCUCUGCUUUUCCUUAUCUACUAUCGCUCUAUGCAACACAUUCUUGUACUUGCCACUGCUUAGCCUCUACCAAAUUCCACAAAAUUUUAUCGGUCCAAAUUAACUUCUCCUUUGACAUAUUUGAAACGAGAGAAACCACAACACAUUCUCGUUCCAAAAAUAUUAUCUUCUCCUUUAAUUUAAUGCUUCUCUUCUCCUUCUCACAUCUAUCACAUAUAAGAAAAACCAACUUGGACACUAGAGUGAAGCCAUGGAAGACGAGAGAAAACACAACACAUCUUCUUCGUCUCUCCCGUCUUUGCGUAAGCAAUUGGCGAGCCCAACUCUUGGGGCAAGCAUGGAACUGGACAUUCCCGUCGUUGAUCUAAGCGUUUCUGAUGAGGAAUUACUGGUGCGUCAGGUGACGAAAGCGAGUGUCGAGUGGGGAAUUUUUCAGGUGGUUAACCACGGGAUUCCAACGGAGCUAUUGCGGCAGCUGCAAGUGGUUGGGAAGCAGUUUUACGACCUCCCGGAGGCAGAAAAGGAAGCAGUGGCGAAAGAUGAAGGCAUUGAAGGAUACAAGAAGAACUAUCUAGAAGGUGGUAAGUCUUGGGACGAACAUCUGCUUCACAGACUCUCCCCACCCUCAAUCAUCAACUAUAAGUAUUGGCCUAAGAAUCCUCCCCAAUACAGGGAGGUGAAUGAGGAGUACACAAGGCAUGUGAAGAAACUAACAGAGAAAAUUCUUGGUUUGUUAUCAGAAGGAUUAGGGUUACCGUCAGUGGCGUUGACGCAAAGUUUAGGUGGGGAAAAGGCAGAGUAUUUGAUUAGGGUUAAUUACUAUCCGCCGUCUCCAAAAGCAAUAGGAGGUUCGGCGGCGCAUACUGAUCUAGGGGCAAUCACACUUCUCAUCCCCAAUGAGGUUCCUGGACUUCAAGUAUUCAAAAACGAACAAUGGUUUGACGUUGAGUAUAUCAACUCCGCUAUGGUUGUUUUCAUCGGCGAUCAACUUAUGAGGAUUAGCAACGGGAGGUUCAAGAACGUGCUUCACAGAGCGAAGUCGGAUAAGGAAAGAUUGAGGAUUUCUUGGCCUGUUUUUGUUUCGCCUAGGCAUGAUUUGUUGGUCGGACCUUUGCCUGAGCUUACGGGAGACGAGAAUCCUCCAAAAUUCGAGACUUUAGUUUAUCAAGACUAUUUGCACCAAACGAUGCAAAACUGGGCGCUCGACAAGUUAUAUAAUAAAGAAUCCACUCUUCUGAAAACCCAUUAACAAAGAAUCCCUCAAUCCACCUCUUUGGAGUUUCAUAACCAAAAAGAGAUGAGAGAGGAUAUCAUGAGUUAUUGGUUCUUUCUUGGGUUAUAUAUUGCGUCUGCUUUAGCUAAUAAUGAGUGUUGACGUUUUCCUCUAAUAAUCAAUUUACAGCAUUGUGUAUGUUGUGUGUUGUACAUUUUCAUAUAAUCAAAUUUGAAUUGUAAUGUUUUAACCGCAUUA
Camelina sativa (false flax) is the source of this 1638-nucleotide messenger RNA. Its product is annotated as putative flavonol synthase 5. Lineage: Eukaryota; Viridiplantae; Streptophyta; Magnoliopsida; Brassicales; Brassicaceae. The record is from RefSeq and is a predicted model, not a curated record.